Molecule: messenger RNA, 2444 nt
Organism: Empidonax traillii (willow flycatcher)
Lineage: Eukaryota; Metazoa; Chordata; Aves; Passeriformes; Tyrannidae
Gene: FAM53A
Product: family with sequence similarity 53 member A
Exons: 6
Coding region: 267-1574 (435 amino acids)
Biological process (GO): protein import into nucleus
Cellular component (GO): nucleus
Source: RefSeq, a predicted model, not a curated record
GGCGGGCGGUGGAGGGGGCGUGGCCGGCGGUGUUUUGUUCGGUUGCCAUUGAGGCGCCCGGGCCACACCGCGCGGGGGAGGCGGCGCGGCCGCGCAGGAAAUCAGAGAUGAUACACUGACAGCGUUUGGAAAUAAACUUUGGCAGUAAGAUGGAAGCAUAAAUCUCAAGACUUCAGACCGAAACAGAAAUGGCUCAUGAGUAUUGAAAGAAGAGACCGAAGAGCCUCCAACACUUCUGAGUGAGCAGUGGAAAAGGAACAACUACCAUGGUAACACUAAUAACUGAAAAGCUGCAGAACCAGAGCUUGGAUGAUCUGACCUGUAAAACGUACAAUAUUAAUCUGUACUCAUCUGAGAAGCUGAACAAAAGUGGCAGCUUGUUCCCUUUCGAAAUCAAUGAAGAGAGUCCUUGGAAAGCUUUAAAUGGGGGUUACCCAAUCCAGACUGACACAACAAGGAAUUCAGCUUACCCUUUCCCAGUGUGCCCAUUCAGCACCAGCACUGCCAGCAAUGGUAGUCUGCAGUGGCAGCAGGAACCUUCCAACACAUCCAUGGUGUCAGGAUGGAUAAGUGAAUUAAACCUUAACGAAAACUCGGGUCAGCCCUUGGCACCACCAACAAAGCGCCACUGUAGGUCCCUCUCGGAGCCAGAUGAGCUGGCUCGCUGUCGGUCACCGUGGAAGCCUGGCAGUUCCAAGGUUUGGACUCCCGUGUCAAAGAGACGCUGUAACAGCGGCGGCAGCGCGACCUUGCAGCGCUGCAACAGCCACGGAAGUGCAACCUUACAGAGAAGCACAAGCAUCAGCCUGCCACAAAACAUACUGUCCCUAAACAACGUCUUCACUAUCACCAGCUUCAACACAUCACCAGUACCCAGACCUUCCUCUGCCAGCAGCGGGUUCGUGGACAGCAGCGAGGGCAGCACGAGCUCGAGUACCCGCUGGAAUUCCGGAGGCCCUUGUGACUUUAACCCAAGGCGCCGCCUCUCCCUCUCCCAGGAGCACAUCACCGAGACAGGAAAUCUCUUGCCUUCAGCCAACAGCACUCCCACCUCCACACCCGAGCUCAGCCGGCGGCAGGGCCUGCUGAGGUGCCGCUCUCAGCCUUGCGUCCUGAACGAAAAGAAAAGCCGGCUGAAGCGCAGACGGGAGGAGGAUGUACGAUGGAACAGGCCAUCGUUAGACUUUUUUAAAAUGACACGGCAAAGUGGAUUAAUGUUCCUGAGCUGUACAAUCGGUGUUACUGCUACUUUAAAAAAUUCCAAAAGUCUUUGCUCCCUUGACUAUGAAGAUGACGAUGAUGACACACAAAUGAAGACAAUUGUGUCAUCGCCAUGUGACUCAAAUGAUCUUAUGAACAUCAUCACCCCUGGCUCCAGCCCGAUGAAAGAACAGCAGCUGGACGAAGUCAGGCAUCACGGGUCGUGCCAAGGUGGCUUCAAAACAAGGGAUUAUAAGAAAGCAGACGCAGUGUGCGAAAGCGACGAGGACACGAGUGAUUGUGAGAGCACCGAAGAAGGAAUCUUUCCUCUAGACUGUGGGGACCUGGACCUAGAGCAGAUCGAAAACAACUGAGAACUCCGAGUUGUGUGCUAGAAUCAGAAUUGUUCUAAAUUAAAGUGAUAGAGGAUUACCUUUGCCAUGCAUAAUCCAUGUCCCUGAAUCUCUGUAUUGCCUAUCUUGGGCUGUGUUAGAAGAAAUGUUUCAGGUGGGGGAAAAAACGUGAACCAUUGUUACCUGUUUAGUCUAUUGGUCAAUACGUGGAUGACAGCGAAAUAAAAAAGUAGGAGUUUAAAUGUUAUUUUGAACAUUAAGGAAUAAUUUUGAUUAAAAAUUUCCUAACAGAUAUUUUGCAUUUUUAUGGCUUUUACAGUUCUGGAGAAAAAGCAUCUCUAUUUUGAAAUGAAUUUUCAGAAGGGCAUUCUAUAAAACUAAAUCUGUCUACAGUGAUUCUGGUGCGGGUCUAUGUUGCUUUUGUUAAAGAGCUUAAUGUGAAAAGUGAAUUGCAUAAUGAAUUGGUAAUAAACCUUCAGAUAGAACUCUUAAAUAUCUGGUUGGCAACUGGUCCAAAAUACUUAACUGCCGUCUUUGACAGUGUCUGGUUAAAAAACAACUUCAUAACAUGUACAAGUGUUUUUUUUCAUACAUUCAGGACUUUUUGAUCAAAAUAUGGUAGUGACCUUAAAGGUUAACAUUUUCCAUUAUUUUACUACUUGAAUUGUUUUCUAGCCUGAAGCAAUGCUAAUUUAGGUGGGCUAAAACUUGCAAGUAGCUGCCCACCUACUUGGUCAUUAUGUUUUCUGUGGUUCAAAAGAAUGUACAACAAGAGCACUUGAACUUUUAGACAGGGACUUUGUAAUGAUCAAUUCCCCAGGAGGUGAUCCCUUCAGCAAUACUAGAAGGAAAAUAGUCCUUGAAUUAAAUAAAAUGACAUUUUGCUUUGCA